Molecule: messenger RNA, 2853 nt
Organism: Ananas comosus (pineapple)
Lineage: Eukaryota; Viridiplantae; Streptophyta; Magnoliopsida; Poales; Bromeliaceae
Product: probable receptor-like protein kinase At1g30570
Exons: 1
Coding region: 148-2649 (833 amino acids)
Biological process (GO): protein autophosphorylation
Cellular component (GO): plasmodesma; plasma membrane
Molecular function (GO): ATP binding; transmembrane receptor protein tyrosine kinase activity
Source: RefSeq, a predicted model, not a curated record
UUUUUUUUUUUUUUGGCGAUUGCUUUGAUUCUAGUGUUUAGAUCACAAGAAGAUGGCUCUGGUCUCUGCUUUUCGCUGUAGUUAUUGGUGAUUCACAUCCUCGAGAAGUUGUAGUGAUCACAAGUUCUUCAUAAAUUCUACCUAGAAAUGAGAUUUUAUGGGCUUUGUUUAGUUAUUUUAGGAUUUGUACCUCUAACACUCGGACAAGCUCUAGUUAGACCAUUUAUGAUCAAUUGCGGCUCCGAUUCAAGCAUCUACGCCGACGGUAGGAAAUGGGUCGGCGAUUCAUCUCCUUCCGAUAACUUCACCCUAAGCUCUACCGGAAUUGUCGCGUCGACCCCGACGAUUACCGGAGAACCCGUGUACGGAACUCUAUAUAGAACCGCUCGCAUAUUUAAUGCAUCGUCGACCUACAACUUCAGCGUGGUGCCCGGAAGUUACUUCGUGCGCCUCCACUUCUGCCCUUUCUUUACUAAUUACAAUGCAAACGAGUCCUUGUUUGACGUAUCCGCCGACAACUUGAAGCUUGUUUCGAUGUUCAAUGUCCCAGGAGAGAUUUACUGGAGGAAUCUGAGAAGCAAUUCGACAAGCGGCACCCUUGUCAAAGAGUAUUUCCUAAACAUUAGUUCAAAUCAGCUUCUGAUUGGGUUUAGCCCCGAUUCGGCGUCUUUUGCCUUCAUCAAUGCAAUUGAGGUAAUCCCUUUCCCUGAUGACGACUUGUUCGGCGGCUUCGCUACUAAAGUUGGCGGAGACGGUGGGACGAAGAGCACAUUCAGUUUGGUCGAUCGUGGGAUUGAGACUAUGUAUAGAUUGAAUGUUGGAGGCCCGAGAAUAGAGUCGGAGGAAGAUCCUGGUUUCUGGAGGAAUUGGGAAUCAGAUGAGAAGUUCAUGUUCUCGCUUAGUGCUGCAAGUACUAUUACCAAUUCUUCGAAUAUAAGCUAUUCCUCCGUAAAUGGUUCUCUAAUUGCUCCUCUAUUGGUCUACGAAACGGCGAGAGUGAUGACCGAUAAUCAAGUUCUUGAGAAGAGCUUCAACGUGUCGUGGAAAUUUGAUGUGGAUCCCAACUUUGAUUACUUAGUCCGGCUGCAUUUCUGCGAGUUGGUGUACGAUCAGCCAAAUCAGAGAAUUUUUAGGAUUUAUAUAAACAACAAAACUGCUGCGGCAAAUUAUGAUGUGUUCGUGAAAGCAGGAGGGAAGAACAAAGCCUACCACGAGGACUACGUCGAUGCAGCUACGCAACAGAUGGGCGCCCUUUGGCUCCAAUUGGGCCCGGAUUCGGCAACUGGUCCGACGGGCUCUGAUGCGCUUCUCAACGGGGUUGAGAUCUUCAAGAUCAGCCGAAACGGUAAUGUUGCUCGUGCUACGAAGAGGGUCGAUGGUAAUGAGAAUGUUGUUAAUGAGAAAGAGGCAAAAAGUAAGGCCUUGCGGAUUGGAAUUGGUUCUGGCGUUGGUUUUGUAUUCAUGGUAUCUUUACUUUUUGUUGUUAUAUUUUGCUUCUUUAUCCGAAAAAAGAAAGCAAUUCGCGUAAAGGACCCCCCAAAAAAUAAUCCUAAUUGGCGCCCGCUCUCUCUUCAUGGGACCGUGGGAAGCAACACAAAUGCUCUUGCAUCCCUUUCGCCGCUAAACCCUAAUGGAUCGAUGGCAAGUGCCAGAACAGGGAGGAGAUUCACAAUAGGGGAAAUUAGAGCAGCUACGAAGAACUUCGAUGAAUCACUGGUUAUUGGAGUCGGAGGUUUUGGCAAGGUUUACAAGGGCGAGAUCGAAGAUGGCAAAUUUGCAGCGAUUAAACGCGCCCACCCACAUUCUCAACAGGGCUUGAAAGAAUUUGAGACGGAGAUUGAGAUGCUUUCGAAGCUCCGACAUCGCCACCUUGUUUCCUUGAUUGGGUAUUGCGACGAACAAAAGGAGAUGGUUUUGGUCUACGAGUACAUGGCUAAUGGGACUUUGAGAGGCCAUUUAUUUGGGAGCGCUCUCCCCCCUCUUACAUGGAAGCAAAGGCUCGACGCUUGUAUCGGGGCAGCUCGUGGACUCCACUACCUUCACACCGGAGCAGAAAGAGGAAUAAUUCACCGAGAUGUUAAGACAACAAAUAUACUGUUAGACAGGGACUUUGUUGCGAAAGUGGCGGACUUUGGGCUGUCGAAAGAUGGUCCGGCAUUGGACCGUACGCAUGUUAGUACCGCCGUGAAAGGAAGUUUUGGUUACCUCGAUCCUGAAUACUUUAGACGGCAGCAAUUAACAGAAAAAUCAGAUGUCUAUUCCUUUGGUGUUGUGCUAUUUGAAGUGCUAUGUGCUCGACCUGUUAUUAAUCCGAGUUUGCCGAGGGAUCAGAUAAAUCUUGCUGAGUGGGCGGUUUAUUGGCAAAGGAAGAAUUCGAUCGAGACUAUCACGGACCCGCGGCUCGAAGGUAAUUACUCUUUGGAGUCCUUGAAAAAGUUUGGAGAGAUAGCUGAGAAAUGCCUUGCCGAGGAGGGGAAGAACCGGCCUUCGAUGGGCGAAGUCUUGUGGCAUCUUGAAUGUGCUUCACAACUGCACCAAGCUUAUCUGAGAAGUAAAGAUGCGAAUCUUUCGAGCAUUGAAGAGGAAGGAGAGGAAGCUUGUAGAGAUUCGCAAAGCGUAGAUGGAGAAUCCGCAGAGGUAAAUAUAUAAUUAAGAGCUUGGCUUUGUCAGUUCCUCGCGUCUGAGUAGAAAUGGAGGAGGUGAUGCUGCAAGCAUGCAGAUUAGUUUCUGUGUAGUUUAUAUCCGCGCACUCGGCAUGUAAUGCAAAUUUCAUUUUAAUUUCACCCAAUAUAUUCAUUUAUUAUUGUAUCAUUUGUUUAUUUAUUUGCUGAGUUCCUACAAUCUCUUCGAUAA